Molecule: messenger RNA, 2459 nt
Organism: Hypoxylon trugodes
Lineage: Eukaryota; Fungi; Ascomycota; Sordariomycetes; Xylariales; Hypoxylaceae
Product: cysteine proteinase
Exons: 2
Coding region: 393-2315 (640 amino acids)
Biological process (GO): protein deubiquitination
Cellular component (GO): nucleus; cytosol
Molecular function (GO): cysteine-type endopeptidase activity; cysteine-type deubiquitinase activity
Source: RefSeq, a predicted model, not a curated record
CAUUGGCAUCUUUGAUUUCGAUACCGAAACGACCCGUAUCCUUGUUAAUUCGUUCAACUCCGCCGAUUCUUCUCUUCCUUCAUACCCAUACCCAUACCCAUACUCAUUAUCUUCUCUUUGCUCAUAAUUUCUAAAACCUCUUUUUUAAUGUACCUGCCUAUUAUGUAGGUAUUUAAUUGUACCCCCGGAAGCCCUAUACACCACCGAAUAUCGACCAACAAUCCCUUGAUGGAUAUCACACCCGUAUCUACCGACUUGUAUUAGCAUCGAUAGUAAAAGACCGUGCCGCGCCAGGGCGUGGUGUGCUAGGGACGGGGACGAGACCGACUCGCGCCAUAUAAAGACAAGCCAUAAGCGAGGCCGAGUAGGACGAAGACGGAACCGUUACGAUCAUGCCCGAGAAGCCCCUUACUGUCGUUAAGUAUGCGGCAGGCGCAUCACUCGCUGCCAUCACGCUAUUUUACGUUUUUGCCCCCAACUAUUUCUUAGAUGGCGACUCCAACUCGGCGCGCAAGAAGGGUGCUGUAGUAGGACUAUCCAACCCUGCAAACGAUUGCUUCAUCAACUCCAUCCUCCAAGCCCUCGCCGGCCUCACCGACCUCCGAAUCUACCUUAUCCGAGAAAAUCACCGAAGACGCAUAGAUGAGCCUUGGGUAUAUCAAGGAAUAGUGGAAGAUCCGGCAUACAAAAAUACACCGGAGUGGAAAACGCAGGGCUUGCAGGCUGGUCUUGUCACUAGGGGUCUUAAGGAUAUCCUUGACAGUCUCAAUGAACGGCCUAUCUAUAAGAAAACAAUUUCUGCCGCACCCUUCAUUAGGGUUUUAGAAAAUGCAUUCAAGCAACGUAUCAGUAGGCAGCAACAAGACGCACAAGAGUUUUUACAGGUUGUGGCGGAGCGAUUAUGCGACGAAUACCAUGCUGGCCGGAGGGCUCGACAAGCAGCGAGGAAGAAGAGUGGUAUAGAAGCCUCAUCGAAUAGAUCAGAACCAGUUGACGGGGAUGCUGUCGAGGAACGUCUAGCAAAGCUAGCCGCCAAUGGAGAUGCCGAUCCCGGCACACCGAAUGGAAGUGCACUUAAGAUAGAGGUAGACGCACUCGCCUCAAGGAGCGAGGACGAAGAUGGGUUUCCGAUGGAAGGCAAAUACGAAAGUCAAAUCGAAUGUCAGACAUGUGGUUUUAAGCCGAAGCCAACGGAGAGCACGUUCUGCACAUUAACCCUAAAUGUACCACAGUCUAGCUCGACGUCGUUAAAUGCUUGCUUGGAUGGCUUCUUUAAGACGGAAUAUAUCGACGACUUUAAAUGCGAUAAGUGUCGUCUUGUAAAUGCGAAAGGGUUAUUGGAAGCCCGGAUGUUACGAUCAGAUUCCGAAACCUACAAGUUCGAUAUGCGAGAAGCGAUUGAGAAGCUACAACAUGCCAUCGAUACCGACCCCGAGCACCCACCAACGGACGUUGAACUACCACCAAUGCGAGACGCACCGACAUGUAAGAUCGCUAAACACACACGGUUAACAGGCUUUCCGAAGAUUAUGGCGAUCCAUCUUUCCAGAUCCAUUUAUAACAGCAUCUCGCAGAAGAACUCGGCUAAAGUAUCCUUUCCCGAACAACUAGUAAUGGGUGGCUUGCUCAGCCGCAAAAAGUACAAAUUGCUUGGUACGGUUACUCACAAGGGUAGCCAUCACAGUGGACAUUACGAAUCCUUCCGUCGCCAGAACGUGUCCAUACCUUUUUCUACACCAAAUGCUUUCCAAGGGUCUGGUGUUUUUACCAAAUCUGCUACACCAAGCCCAGCUUCGACUCCCCGGGUUGCUGCUAUCCGAAAAUCGGGGGAACCUAGUCCCAUAGUCUCUACUCCAGAUCUUACUUCGUCUUCGUCCUCUUCAAAUCAAUCCGUUGAUGGUUUUCCUCGACCGUCGACCGAUUCACUGCCUUUAACCUCUCCGACUUCUAAUAGAAGAUCAUGGUCUCGUCGCAGCCCUACUUCGUCUACAAAAGAUCGCGAUUCGGAUACCAUCAGCCUUAGGUCGGUUGUGGCAUCUGCCCGAUCAACAAUGUCAAAGAUAUCACAUUCGGCUAGGAAUAGUAGACCGGGUAGCCCCUCCGGGAAGACGCCAGUUGCCCCAACGACAAAUGGGAAAGCGGUUACACCAAAGCCGAACGGAGCCAAACCGAAACGUCGCAAGCAGAACGAUCGGUGGUGGCGGAUAAGUGACGAGAAGAUCAAGGAAGCUAAGACGAGCGAGUUGCUAGGGAUGCAACGAGAGGUUUAUUUGCUCUUCUACGAAUUAGAGCGCGAGGGUCCGGCGGAAUCGUAGCAGGAUGUAAGCCGACUCUUGGAAGACAUUACACAGGCAGCGUCUUAUGACCCCUCCGAAGAUGAACGAGAUGAUCCAUACUUUGAAUACCGAUCUCAGCAGAGUGUCGGUGGACGUAUUGAGGAACGCGUGGAAUGAGUACAU